AUGCUGCGCCGCUCACCUGGCCACGUCUGCUCAUCGCUGUGCCCGCAGGUGCCGGGCUCUGUGCCAGGCACAGCUGGUCAAGGCACUGGGACAAAGAGGCUGCUCUACAUCUGGCGCCUUCUGAGCGUCACCGGGACCGCGCUGCCGCCCACGGCGGAGAAGAGUGGCUCGGGCCGCCGUCGCCAACCUGGGCAGUGGGCGGCCGCAGUUCCGGCCGAGCAGCCCCAGCCCAGUGGCCCUGGCCCUGGUAACACUUCCCUCCCAGUCCAAGGCCCGCUCACCGGGGCACCACGGCGGCGACCCCCGAGCGCCAGACACCGUAGUGGCCAGCAGAAGCGAAAACAAUGGCCGAGCCGGAAGCAAGAGAAGCCCCACUUCCGCCCCCCCCACCCGUGGGAUCCCGGAAGUCUCGAUCGAGAAGCUGGGCACGCGCGCCCCCGCAGCCAGAGAGCUGGUUGCACUUUGGUGGAAGAACCACGCACAGCGACGGGGUCGGGGAGAGGCCUGCAGGGGCGAUGCGCAUGCGCGCUACGGAGCGGCGAAGAGCCGGGCUGGAAGAGUGUGGAGUGUGGUGGGUCGAGCAGUCAGGGCACUGAGAGUUUUGCGGCCUCUGGAGCUGGUGAGCGGGGCGACAGUGGAGGCAGUGGGGGCUACUGUGCGGGUGCGGAGUUCCCCGGGGAGUGGCGGGUGAGGAUCGGCCUGGAGGCUGCGCCCUGGCAAGGAUCUGGCUUUGGAGAUCAACCAGCCCAGGUUCUUCGCUGCUCCUGGCGUCCGGGGCGCGAAUUUGAACUUCUUUCUGUCCCGCCACCCCUUUGGCCCCAGGGUCUCAACCCUGUCUUGGUACCCUUGUUGACUCUGCCCCUCAGGCUGCGAAUGUCCCUGAGCAGUAGAAGCUUGUCAUUCCAGGAGGCUGCAGAGUUGGAGUUUCUGUCUGUGAACUAUGCUCUGAAGAAGUGGAAAGGUACAGCGCUCAGCCAGAGAGCCCUGUACUGGAACAUCAUGCUGGAAAAUUGCUGCAGCCUGGCCCCAUUGGCAGGUGAAAACAGGAUGGCAAGUUCACAGUUGUCUCCGAAGCAGGACAUUUCUGAAGAGUCAAAGUCAGCUGACAGGACCUCAGGCAUACUUUGUAGACUGAUUCUUGGAGGACCAGAAGCUGGGACUGCCUGUGAGGAAGCUUUAGAAAAACUAAAAGUUCAACCCUCAGAUGAAGAAGGAACCAGACUAGAAAGUGAUUUCUUAGAGAUAACACAGGAGGAUAAAAAGAAAUCCACAAAGGAUCGAUGUGAUGAGUAUAAGAAACUUGGGGGACAUCCAGAUCUGUCCUCCGGUCUCUCAAAACAUCAGGGAGUUCUGAAGGGACAGAAAUUAUAUCAGUGUGAUGAAUGUGGCAAAGUUUUUAAUUGGAGUUCACACCUCAUUGGGCAUCAGAGAAUCCACACUGGAGAAAAACCAUAUGAGUGUACUGAGUGUGGCAAGACCUUUAGGCAGACCUCUCAGCUCAUUGUCCACCUCAGAAUCCAUACAGGGGAAAAACCUUAUGAAUGCAGUGAUUGCGGAAAGACCUAUCGCCACAGCUCCCAUCUCAUUCAACACCAGAGACUUCAUACUGGGGAGAAACCAUAUAAAUGUAAUGAAUGUGCAAAAGCUUUCAAUGAAAGUUCCAAACUCUUUGACCACCAGAGAACUCAUACUGGGGAAAAACCAUAUGGAUGCAAAGAGUGUGGAGCACUGUUUAGUCGGAGUAAAAGCCUUAUCCGCCAUCAGGUACUUCACACUGGUAAGAAACCUUACAAGUGUGAGGAGUGUGGGAAAGCUUUCUGUUCUAACAGAAAUCUUAUUGACCAUCAGAGAAUCCACACUGGGGAGAAGCCUUAUGAGUGUAAUGAAUGUGGCAAGGCCUUCAGUCAGAGUAAAUGUCUUACUCGACAUCAGAGUCUCCAUACCGGGAAAAAACCAUACAAAUGUAGCAAAUGUGUGAAAGCCUUCAGUCAGAUUUCUCAACUUGCUGACCAUGAGCGAAUUCAUACUGGAGAAAAACCUUUUGAAUGUAAUGUGUGUGGUAAGGCAUUCAGUCUGAGUAAAUGUCUCACUCGACAUCAGCGACUUCACACCGGUGAAAAGCCCUAUACAUGCAAUGAUUGUGGAAAAUCCUUCAAUCAAAACUCUUACCUCAUUAUUCAUCAGCGAAUUCACACUGGUGAGAAACCUUAUGAAUGUAAUGAGUGUGGAAAGGUCUUCACUCAUAAUUCUAGCCUUAGGGUACAUCAGAGAACCCAUACUGGGGAGAAGCCCUAUAAAUGCAAAGAUUGUGAGAAAGCCUUUCGUGAUAGCUCACAACUCACCGUGCACCAAAGAGUUCAUACUGGAGAGAAGCCCUAUGAAUGUAUUGAGUGUGGGAAAGCCUUUAGUCAGCGUUCUACUUUCAAUCACCACCAGCGAACUCACGCUGGAGAGAAGCACUCAGGUCUGGCUCGGUCUGUUUCUUAA
Budorcas taxicolor (takin) is the source of this 2487-nucleotide messenger RNA. Its product is annotated as zinc finger protein 852-like. The record is from RefSeq and is a predicted model, not a curated record. Lineage: Eukaryota; Metazoa; Chordata; Mammalia; Artiodactyla; Bovidae. Gene Ontology annotation, molecular function: DNA-binding transcription repressor activity, RNA polymerase II-specific. The transcript is spliced from 4 exons. The coding region runs from base 1 to 2487 and encodes 828 amino acids. Gene Ontology annotation, biological process: negative regulation of transcription by RNA polymerase II.